CUCUUUUCAAUCACAACCUAAUAACGGUUAACAAAUUCAAAACAACAUAACCUCGCCACGGUGUUUUAUUUUCGUUAGCCUUUUUGUCCAUCGAGAAGCUUUGCGUUGGAGCGAAUCAAUUCUGGAACUAGGAUACAUAUGUCACCAUACCGCGCUCUCCUUCUCUCCCUUUCAAGUGUUAUCACGUGCGUGAGCUAAAUUCUACAAUCAGUGUAGGGUUGCACAAACAGAUUUAGGUUCCAAACUGUUUCAUUUCUCAGCGAGAAUGUUGUGAAAACUCGGUCUGAUAGAGGUCAAAUAUUGAGAUAAUUGGAACUGUGAUGAUGACAAGAGGCGGGAAGAAGAACUUUUGAGAAAUACCUUCUUCUGUGACCUUUAAUAACCGGUGGCUUUACUGCCUUCAUCCAUAUGAGAAGUUUCCCCUGAGCUCGAGACAUCUGCCGCGCACUCUGCGUGUCCAAACUCUCUGCCACCGGGAAUAUUACGCGCGUUUUUGUCAUAGGUUGUUGUAUUACCACAUUGGGAAAUAUAGGGCGAUUGUUUCAUGGUAGACUUGGGUUGCAUGCAUCAAUGCCAAGAAAUUUCAUUAGGGGAACUUUGCCCAAGGAAAACGAGAGCCAUCUGUGUAGGAUGGAGCCGGUGGCCAAGGAGAGAGGGACAACAGAGAACGGAGGCAGCUCCUCUACGAGGGAGCAACGCUCCUCCUGCUCCAGCCUCAAGAUGUUCCUUGUGGCCCUAUCGUUUGCCUACUUUGCCAAGGCCUUGUCUGGCAGCUACAUGAAGAGCACAAUAACCCAGCUGGAGAGGCGCUUUGACAUCCCCAGUUACCUAACAGGCGUCAUCGACGGGAGCUUUGAGAUAGGUAACCUGUUGGUGAUAGCAUUCGUGAGUUACUUUGGUGCAAAGCUGCAUCGGCCCAAGAUCAUAGCAAUGGGCUGUGUACUGAUGGCAGUGGGAACAUUCAUCAUCGCUCUGCCACACUUCCUCAUCGGACGCUAUAAGUUCGAAACGUCAAUCCGAUCGUCAGUGAAUUCAACCAAUAACCUCUCUCCAUGUCCAGCGCGCCUGUUGUCACCCUCCUCGCAAGCUUCGGGUGACCCGCUUUCUGAGGCACCAAGCACAGGGACAGUAGGUUGUGAAGGAGAGUCCAACCUCUCCAUGUGGAUCUAUGUGUUCCUGGGGAACGUCUUACGAGGGAUCGGGGAGACUCCAGUGCAGCCCCUUGGGAUCUCGUAUAUAGAUGAUUUCGCCAGGGAGGAAAAUGCUGCAUUUUACAUUGGCUGCGUUCAGACCAUAGCAGUCAUUGGUCCUGUGUUUGGCUAUUUACUGGGAUCCCUGUGUGCCAAAAUAUAUGUGGACAUUGGAUUUGUCAACAUGGAGAGUAUCACCAUAAGCCCUGGUGAUGCUCGCUGGGUGGGGGCCUGGUGGUUAGGUUACCUUAUUGCUGGGGUAAUCACCCUGCUUUCAGCCAUCCCCUUCUGGUUCCUGCCCCGUUCCCUGCCCAUCCCAUCAGACCGAGGCCCAGCCCAGUGCACCCCAGAGCGUACUAGCUUCAUCAAAGACCCCCCUCUCCUGGAGCAUAAGUACCAAGCCGACGAACCAGCUGGCUUUCUGGAGAUGGCCAAAGAUUUCAUACCAACGUUGAAAACCCUCCUGGGGAACCCAGUGUACUUCAUCUACCUGUGUGUGACCAUCAUUCAGCUGAACUCUCUCAUCGGCAUGGUAACCUACAAGCCCAAGUACAUAGAGCAACAUUACGGACAGUCAGCAUCAAAAGCCAAUUUCCUGAUGGGUACAAUCAACAUCCCUGCCGUGGCGUUGGGAAUUUUCACUGGCGGCCUGCUCAUGAAGAGGCUGAAGCUGAGCAUCAUGGGAGCAGCCAAGUUUGCGUUCGGCACUUCUCUGAUAGGCUACUUCCUAUCCCUCUUCUUCUUCGUCAUGAGCUGCGAGAACAUCAAAGUGGCUGGGAUCACGCUGCCCUACAACAGGGUGGGUGGUGUAUCGUAUGAGGAGCGCUCAGUAUUCUCAGCCUGUAACUCCGACUGUGUUUGUUCAGGCAGAGACUGGGACCCUGUCUGUGGAGAAAACGGCAUCACGUACGUCUCUCCCUGCCUGGCUGGCUGCCAGACCUCCACAGGAUUAGGGAAGAACACGGUGUUCUCUAACUGUAGCUGUGUGGUGGCAGCAGGAAUGAGCAGUGGGAACCUGACAGCCAGUGUAGGCCACUGUCCUCACAGAGACAACUGUGACCGUGUCUUCCCUUACUUCCUGGCUCUUUCUGUCAUCACUUCCUUUAUCAUCUCCCUGGGUGGCACGCCAGGCUACAUGGUCCUCAUCAGGUGUAUCAAGCCUCAACUGAAGUCCUUAGCUCUGGGGUUCCAUACUCUGUCCACACGUACACUUGCGGGCAUCCCAGCGCCCAUCUACUUUGGGGCGGUCAUCGACACCACGUGUCUGAAGUGGGGCCAGAAGAGAUGCGGAGGGAGAGGAGCCUGUCGGAUAUACAACACUACAGCAUACAGGAUAGCUUACCUGGGUCUGACUAUGGGCCUGAGGACAGUUUCCUUUCUGCUGUGUAUACUGGGAUUCGUGCUGCUCAAACAACACCUGCGGAGAGAGGAAUGCAGUGCCCACCAAGUGGCCAAUGGCGGAGCAGAACUGGAGGCACUCAGGAAAGAGGAGGUCCUAGCCUCCAACUCGGACCAAUCGCUACAGACUUCCACAACAGACUACAACAACACAGAGAGAGAGACACGGCUGUGACAGUUUGAGACAAUCUCCCCUGAUCCCUCACGUUACUCACAGACACACACAAACACUAGAUUUGCAGGAACCAACAACGGGCUGUGCCUGACCAUCUCAUCUCAUAGAACAUAAAUUAUGUAUUUGUACUGUACCUGUCUAGGUUAUGUAUAUUUAAAAAUAUACAGUUGAAGUCAGAAGUUUACAUACACCUUAGCCAAAUACAUUUAAACUCAGUUUUUC
This is a messenger RNA of Oncorhynchus tshawytscha (Chinook salmon), 2985 nucleotides long. RefSeq names its product solute carrier organic anion transporter family member 1C1-like. The transcript is spliced from 15 exons. Gene Ontology annotation, molecular function: protein binding. The record is from RefSeq and is a predicted model, not a curated record. Lineage: Eukaryota; Metazoa; Chordata; Actinopteri; Salmoniformes; Salmonidae. Gene Ontology annotation, biological process: sodium-independent organic anion transport; transmembrane transport. The coding region runs from base 571 to 2763 and encodes 730 amino acids. Gene Ontology annotation, cellular component: membrane.